AUGAAUUUAGAAAAGGAGGUCAAACUACCCAUCUCCCUCAACACGUUCUUCUCAGCCAACUCUACAAAUAUCUUCCGCAACCCAGAUCCUGCAUAUCAUCAAGUAGUCGAAAACCCCUGUGGCGUUUAUAAGCGCCUGGGUGGAGGUGCUGAUGCAGCGAAAGUGGGGUGGACUUGA
This is a messenger RNA of Sclerotinia sclerotiorum 1980 UF-70, 177 nucleotides long. RefSeq lists its product with no specific name. Bases 1 to 177 code for a protein of 58 amino acids. NCBI's taxonomy places the organism in Eukaryota, Fungi, Ascomycota, Leotiomycetes, Helotiales, Sclerotiniaceae. The record is from RefSeq and is a predicted model, not a curated record. The transcript has 2 exons.